This is a messenger RNA of Vombatus ursinus (common wombat), 1038 nucleotides long. Its product is annotated as protein FAM71F1-like. Lineage: Eukaryota; Metazoa; Chordata; Mammalia; Diprotodontia; Vombatidae. The record is from RefSeq and is a predicted model, not a curated record. The coding region runs from base 1 to 1038 and encodes 345 amino acids. The transcript has 6 exons. Gene Ontology annotation, cellular component: nucleus.
AUGUUACCAUCAACUCCUCUAAGUGGAAGACCCCAGGGGAAAUCAAAGAAGACACUAGUUGUGCCAAUACAAGAUCAAGCCUACUGUUCCCCUGAUGCAACAAUGGUCAUCAGGGGCCUCCCACCUGCAGUUAAAGAACCAGACCCUGGAGUGGGACUUGGGGUAGAAGAGGGGCUACUUUGCCAACUGCUUCAUUCUCCAGAAUUUAACUUGUUUCCCAACUCAGCUGUCUUUGAAAGCAACUUCAUCCAGGUCACAAAGAAAUGGAGAGACAUCUAUGACACAUCUACAACCUUGGCUCUUGGUGUGACCUCAUCAGUGGCAUGCCUUCCUCUUCCCAACAUUCUCCUAAUGGCCAAAGUCAAAUGGCCCAAAGGGCAAUCUCCAAAGUGGAUCAGACCAGUAGAAGCACCAACUAUCACCCUCAAAAGGAUUCUCCCACUAAAGUUUGUGGAACUCCAAGUUUGUGACUGUUCCCGGCGUAUCCUGAGGGUUCGGACAGUUACUGAAAAAAUCUACUACCUAAAACUCCACUUGGACCAUCCUGAGGUGGUGUUCCAGUUCUGGGUCCGGCUGCUGUAUAUUCUGGAGAGGGGACUGUCCAUUACCACUAAAGACCCGAGAAUUCAUGUGACUCAUUGCCUAGUGCCCAAGAACCCCUGCAAACCCUCUGGGCAUGCCCCAGAAAUGCUCGAAAUUAGCAGCCCGCCACCUGCUGGACCGAGUGAGAGCCUGGCUCUUCUUAUGGCCAAGGGAGUGUCUGAAGCUUCUGCAAAACGUUCAGCAGUCUUGAGGCAGCAAAAGAAAACAGCUAGGACCAGUGGCUUCAACAUCACGGAGAAGAUCAGAGAUGGUCAGACAAGCAACUCAGAAAAAGAAACUUCCUCUCAAGAAAGCAUUCAAAGAAAUGGAGACCUACGCUUGAGAGACUCUUUCUGUCACAGCAUGUGGGAAAGAGAAAAUCCCAGUGGGCUGCAGCCACUGUCUCUCCUUAGCACCCUAGCAGCCUCCACUUGUUGCUCUGGCCUACUGCCUUAG